GCAACUACAUCACCUUGUUUUCCUUCCAAAACCCACCUCAAAACUCAACAGAAGACUCCUUUUCCGGCGACUCAGAGACUAUUUAGACUAGUAUUUGAAAGAAUGGCUUCCGGUGGCGAGCAGUUUCCACCACAGAGGCAGGAGAGACAGCCUGGAAAAGAGCAUGUCAUGGAACCUGCCCCUCAGUUUACCAGCUCAGACUACACACCAUCCAAUAAACUUUGUGGAAGGGUGGCGCUGGUGACAGGCGGCGACUCGGGGAUUGGGCGAGCAGUGGCAUACUGCUUUGCUCUAGAGGGUGCAACCGUGGCCUUCACAUAUGUGAAGGCUGAAGAGGACAAGGAUGCCCAGGACACACUACAGUUGAUCAAAAGGGCAAAGACUUCUGAUGCGAAAGAGCCCAUGGCAAUAGCGGCGGACCUGGGAUUUGAUGAAAAUUGUAGAAGGGUAGUUGGUGACGUCGUUAAUGCGUAUGGCCGGAUAGAUGUACUGGUUAACAAUGCGGCUGAGCAAUACAAGUCAAGCUCAGUGGAGGAGAUUGAUGAGGAAAGGCUUCUGAGAGUGUUUAGGACCAAUAUCUUCUCUUACUUCUUCACCGCCAGGCAUGCUCUGAAGCACAUGAAAGAAGGGAGCUCCAUAAUCAAUACAACAUCCGUGAACGCAUAUAAGGGAAACAGCAGAUUGAUCGAGUACACGGCAACCAAAGGUGCCAUAGUGGCUUACACUAGAGCUCUAGCUCUCCAGCUUGUAAAGAGAGGCAUACGCGUCAAUGGGGUCGCCCCCGGACCCAUCUGGACGCCAUUGAUUCCGGCAUCUUUCAACGAGGAAGAGUGUGCUAAGUUCGGGUCUCAAGUGCCUAUGGGAAGGGCUGGUCAGCCCAUUGAAGUUGCUCCAUCGUAUGUCUUUCUUGCCUGCAACCAUUGCUCCUCUUACAUGACUGGCCAGGUUCUCCAUCCUAAUGGUGGAACUAUAGUGAAUGCUUGAGGGCCAUGUGAAAGAAACGUCUUUGGCUUUCUCUGUUCUGUUAUGUUGUAUGGAAGAAAGAGUGGCAAACAGUGUCUACGGGUGCUUUUGUAUAUGGCUCAGCUGCAGCCUGCCGAUGCACCUGGAGAGUGCUUAUAAAGUGUCCAAUGUAUAUACGGUUCAGCUACUUUAGUAUUUGGGAAGUUUGUAUUUAUUAAGCAUCUGGUGUUAUGCAGUCAUCUGCUUGUUGCAUGAGCAAGCCUGUAAUUCUGUUUUUCUGGAUGUUUUUUAAGUUUUCGAGCUAUGA
Molecule: messenger RNA, 1270 nt
Organism: Alnus glutinosa
Lineage: Eukaryota; Viridiplantae; Streptophyta; Magnoliopsida; Fagales; Betulaceae
Product: NADPH-dependent aldehyde reductase 1, chloroplastic-like
Exons: 4
Coding region: 103-984 (293 amino acids)
Molecular function (GO): oxidoreductase activity
Source: RefSeq, a predicted model, not a curated record